Schistosoma turkestanicum is the source of this 303-nucleotide messenger RNA. The record is from the annotation of a GenBank genome assembly. NCBI's taxonomy places the organism in Eukaryota, Metazoa, Platyhelminthes, Trematoda, Strigeidida, Schistosomatidae.
AUGAGACCAUGCAUUUUCAUACUUAGUUUAGCAUGGUUAUGUUAUGCUAUAGCUAUCUUACCGAAUGGAUUACAUUUAAUACUUGAUCAAAAAUUAUCUAUGCCAACAGAUUCAUACUUGUUGGAUUAUUUCAAUGCGCUGAAUAAUGAUUUACGUGUUGGUCCACCAGUAUAUUUUGUUAUUACAGAAGGACAUAAUUUUACUACUAUAGAUGGACAAAAUCAAGUAUGCGGUGGUACAGGUUGUUUGAAUACAUCAUUAUUACAAAAAAUUAGUAGUGCAUCUGUUUAUGCUAAUCGGUAA